Molecule: messenger RNA, 1775 nt
Organism: Xenopus laevis (African clawed frog)
Lineage: Eukaryota; Metazoa; Chordata; Amphibia; Anura; Pipidae
Gene: fam168b.L
Product: family with sequence similarity 168 member B L homeolog
Exons: 9
Coding region: 243-920 (225 amino acids)
Source: RefSeq, a predicted model, not a curated record
CGUCAGAAUCCCGCGAGAUGAGACUUGUGACGUCUGAAUUAGCAGUCCGACAGCAGUCUAGGAGCUAGACGGUAACGGCGCUGUGGGAUUUUUAAGCAGCGAUCCGGGACUGCGGCGGGUGAUAAGAAAAUCGUGCGCGAGUUUAGAGGGAGUGUUAGGCGAUUGAUAAAAAGAACUCCAGUAAUUCGUACCACCACAGAAAGCUGAACUUGACACCCCACGUGUACGACAGUGUUAAAAUCAUGAAUCCUGUUUACAGCCCUGGUUCUUCUGGGGUACCAUAUGCUAAUGCCAAAGGGAUUGGUUAUCCUGCAGGCUUCCCAAUGGGCUAUGCUGCAGCUGCUCCUGCAUAUUCUCCCAACAUGUACGCUGGACCAAAUCCUGCUUUCCAACCAGAGUUAGAGCAUCCGUCUCAUGUGUCUUCGGGUGUGCAAAUGUUCAUGUUCGGGCACACGUUCUCUGUUGCGAGAAACGGUGCAAUUCCUUCAGGCUACACACCCGGUACGCCAUACAAAGUGUCAUGUUCACCCACCAGUGGGACGGUACCACCUUAUUCUUCAUCCCCAAAUCCUUACCAAACGGCAGUGUACCCAGUACGAAGUGCCUAUCCUCAGCAGAAUCCAUAUGCACAGCAAGGGGCAUACUACACACAGCCUCUGUACGCAGCACCCCCUCAUGUAAUUCAUCACACUACUGUUGUGCAGCCCAAUGGAAUGCCUGCAACAAUGUAUCCUGCUCCAAUACCACAACCCAGAGGCAAUGGAGUGGCUAUGGGGAUGGUGGCUGGGACAACCAUGGCAAUGUCAGCAGGUACUUUGUUGACCAGCCACUAUCCAACUCCUGUAGCUCCUCAAGUCACUAUGCCAGGAUAUCGGACUCCAGGGACUCCAACUUAUAGCUAUGUCCCACCACAGUGGUGAAAAGCCUAACAGUGUUUAAAGAUGGAAGAUAUGCAAGCAAGUUGAGGCUUAACAGAUGGUGCUGAUGCUUUUAAGCCUCUAGUGAGAAGUUUCUUCCUUCUGCAUUCUCUCAUCACUUUGCCUAACACUAAUACAGGAUCUCUGAAGAUUUCCAUUACUUCAUAUCUUAACAUCUUGGGCCUCUAGUGGUUGUCUUAAAACGAAAAUCCUGUUUUGUGGACAGUCUUGCAAUUUUUUUUUUUUUUAGCUAAUUAUUAUGAUUUAAAAAAAAAAGGGAGUACAACGUUGUUUCAGUUCAUAUCUAGUUGAAUGCAUGUCAAGUACAGAAAUGACGCUUGCUCAGUUUAAAGCCGUGACAUAUGCAAAAACAAACAUCAUAUGCAAAACCCAAAGGAACCGAGAGGAGCUCAGUAAGACCUUGUAUUACAUACGCAUUGAUUCUGCAUGCAAGCUCCUAUGAUCUACAGGCAAACCUACCCAUUCCAGCAUGUGCAUUUUUAGUGUUGCUCAGAUCACAUUGGAGAUUGUUUUGCUAGUUCAAUGAUGCCAUGUUUCAAUAACGUGAUUUCCAUCCUCAAAUUAGUGUAACUUUGAAUUCAUUCAGUCUCUAGAAAUGUUGCGCUUUCAUUUUUUUUUUUUUUUAUGUUUCCUGGUUUUGUGUUAUGAUAGGAAUAGUGUAGAGAAUUUGUUGCCCCCAUUUCUGGAGACAAAAGUUUGAUGUCACCUGUUCUGUGUCUGACUUUUUCUUUUCUCCGCUACAACCAUCAAGCAGAUAAAAUGUACAGAUUGUACUGGCAACAAUUUACUGUCCAUGUAAUAAAAUACAUUUAUUUAUAGGAUUAUCUUAGAAACCAA